AUGGGUCGCAGAUCCCCGAGUCCUGCCCUUCGGGUGCUCCUGCUUCUGCUGCUUUACUGUGCGGAGCGAUCGCGGGGAGCCGAACUCACCUUCGAGCUGCCGGAUAGCGCCAAGCAGUGCUUCCACGAGGAGGUGGAUCAGGGCGUGAAGCUCUCCCUGGACUAUCAGGUCAUUACUGGAGGUCACUAUGAUGUGGACUGUUAUGUGGAAGACCCCCUGGGGAACAUCAUCUACAGGGAAACCAAGAAGCAGUAUGACAGCUUCACACACCACACGGAGGUCAAGGGCGUGUAUCAGUUCUGUUUCAGUAAUGAGUUCUCUACCUUCUCUCACAAGACCGUCUAUUUUGAUUUCCAAGUGGGCGAUGAGCUCCCCAUCCUCCCAGACAUGGGGAACAGGGUCACAGCUCUUACGCAGAUGGAGGCCGCCUGUGUGACCAUCCACGAGGCUCUGAAGACUGUGAUUGACUCCCAGACGCAUUACCGGCUCCGGGAGGCCCAGGACCGGGCUCGGGCUGAAGACCUGAACAGCCAAGUCUCCUACUGGUCUGUCGGCGAGACCAUCGCCCUGUUCGUGGUCAGCCUCAGCCAGGUGCUGCUACUGAAAAGCUUCUUCACAGAAAAACGACCUCUGAGCAAGAGGGGCCACUCCUAGCCUAGGC
This is a messenger RNA of Chrysochloris asiatica (Cape golden mole), 661 nucleotides long. RefSeq names its product transmembrane emp24 protein transport domain containing 3 (gene TMED3). Gene Ontology annotation, cellular component: endoplasmic reticulum-Golgi intermediate compartment; Golgi apparatus; endoplasmic reticulum. The record is from RefSeq and is a predicted model, not a curated record. Gene Ontology annotation, biological process: Golgi organization; intracellular protein transport; endoplasmic reticulum to Golgi vesicle-mediated transport. The transcript is spliced from 3 exons. NCBI's taxonomy places the organism in Eukaryota, Metazoa, Chordata, Mammalia, Afrosoricida, Chrysochloridae. The coding region runs from base 1 to 654 and encodes 217 amino acids.